This is a messenger RNA of Momordica charantia (bitter melon), 420 nucleotides long. NCBI's taxonomy places the organism in Eukaryota, Viridiplantae, Streptophyta, Magnoliopsida, Cucurbitales, Cucurbitaceae. The record is from RefSeq and is a predicted model, not a curated record.
GCACUGGUCAAUAACACAGCGGGGGUUGGCGGUGCACAAACUCAGCCACCUCGACACUUUCAUACUCCCCAGAGCGAGGCUCAAUUCAUCAAGGAUUUCAAGCGUUACGGACCCCCUACCUUUGACGGGGGAAGCGAGAAAGCGACAGCAGCAGAAGAGUGGGUCAGGGAGUUGGAAGCCCUUUACGUGUACCUAGGUUGCGAGGACCAAUUCAAGUUUAAGGGUGCGGUUUUUAUGUUGAGGGGCGAGGCUCUGAAUUGGUGGGACUCAGUAGUAGCGGCAGAAGAUCAUGCUAACGUACCAGAUACGUGGGCAAGGUUCAAGGACUUGUUGUACGACUACUAUUACCCGGAGACCGUGAAAGAUAUGAAAGAGGCAGAAUUCCUCCAUCUCAGCCAAGCAACCUUAACGGUAGCAUAA